Funneliformis geosporum is the source of this 303-nucleotide messenger RNA. NCBI's taxonomy places the organism in Eukaryota, Fungi, Glomeromycota, Glomeromycetes, Glomerales, Glomeraceae. The record is from the annotation of a GenBank genome assembly.
AUGAAUGUUCACAGCGGCGUCAUGGGGGAUAUGGUAUGGUCUUGUUGCGGGGCAGCUUCAAAAUUCUUGGGAUGCCGUCACUUGACUCAUGUCUAUUUGAGAAUACUAAAAAAAAUGAGUAUUUGCGUGGUCAUUGUCAAGAAUUAUCACCCGGAACCUAGUCAAGGAACAAGAACGUUCACAGCAGGCCGUUCACCGUAUGCCAGUUCUGAAUACCUGACUGGUAACUUUCACAAGUGUGGCCACGAUGCGCUUUCAAUUCUCCGAUUUACACCUAUUGACAGCGUAACUUCGGAUACAUAA